AUGGCCGAGGUGGACGUGCCCACCUUUGGCGCAGAGCUAAAGGAUGGCUUCAAGGCGGCCAACGCCUGGGUCAACAAUGGCAUUACCUGGCUCGACGAGAUCCAGCAGUUCUACCGCGAUCGCGCCGCCAUCGAAAAAGAAUACAGCGCAAAGCUCGAUGCGCUGGCCAAGAAGUACUUUGAGAAGAAGAAUAGGAAGAUCUCUCAGCUGAGCGUUGGCGACACCCCGACUCUGACCCCCGGCUCGCUGGAGAGCGCUUCCUUGACGACCUGGUCCACGCAGCUUACGACGCUCGAAUCUCGCGCCUCCGAACACGAUCGCUAUGCAAACAACCUCCUCUCCCAAGUGGCCGAGCCCCUUAAAUUCUACAACAACCGCUUCGACGACUUGCGCAAGCGCCAUGCCGACUAUGCCGACAAGCUCGAAGCCAGCCGCGACGCCGUCUAUGCUGAUUUGCGCAAAAUAAAGACAAAGUACGAUGGCACAUGCCAAGAGCUCGAGAGCAAGCGCAAGAAGACCGAGUCGCACUACGACAAGGCCAAGGCCCAGAACGCCUACCAGCAGCAGCUUUUCGACAUGAACAACGCCAAGAACACCUACCUCAUCGCCAUCAAUGUUGCCAACAAGCAAAAGGAAAAAUACUACCACGAAUAUGUCCCCGAAGUCAUGGAUAGCUUACAGGACUUAAGCGAGUUCAAGACGCUCAAGCUCAACUUUCUGUGGGAUGUGGCGACUCGUCUGGAGAGCACCAUGCUUCAACAGAGCAACGGCAUGAUCGAGCAUCAAGGCAAGGAGAUCCAGAGGAAUCUGCCUCACUUGGACUCCAUGAUGUACAUGCGUCACAACAUGGGCGCCUUCCAAGAACCGGCAGACAAGGCCUUCGAACCAAGUCCCGUCUGGCACGACGACGACCUUAUGAUUGUGGACGAGACGGCUAAGAUCUACCUGCGCAACGUACUAACCAAAUCCAAGGGCCAGCUGGGGGAACUCCGGAGAGAGGUUGACAAGAAGCGCAAAGAGGUGGAAUCUAUGAAGCGGGUCAAGGAACGAGUUCGGGAAGGAAAGGAAAAGAAGGACGAGGUCGAAGUUAUCCGCACGCUGUUCGCCAUGCAAGAGGAUCUGAUUGCCGUGGACCAGAAACGGCUCACGGCCGAGGUCGAAACCACCACCAUCACAACUGCAGUUGGUGAUGUUACGCUGGGGGCAAAGAACCACAACUUUAAGAGCCAGACCUUCAAGAUACCGACCAAUUGCGACUUGUGCGGUGAUCGCAUCUGGGGCUUGAGCGCCAAGGGAUUCGACUGUCGAGACUGUGGCUACACAUGUCACAGCAAAUGCGAGAUGAAGGUGCCUGCGGAUUGUCCUGGCGAGCAGAAUAAGGAGGAGCGAAAGAAACUCAAGGCUGAGCGCCAGGCCGCUACCAACAAGCUCCUCACGCCCGACCCGGCGUCCAUGUCAAACGAGAGCCUGGCCCGAUCCAAUACCAUGAACUCGACCACCGCACCGGUUGCAGCCGUAAAGACUACAGCUGCAGCUCCCGCAAAGAGGAACAGAGUAAUUGCACCCCCUCCCACAGCGUAUAUCUCGGCUCCACCAGCGGGUAGCACCAAUGGCAAUGCGGAAAGAGAAGAAAAGAAGGGCAAGGUUCUGUACCAGUUUGAUGCCGGUGGUGAUGGAGAGCUGUCGGUAGCGGAAGGCAAAGAGGUGGUGAUAUUGGAACCCGAUGACGGCUCCGGCUGGAUCAAGGUUCGUGAUGGCUACAAGGAGGGUCUCGUACCGGCGACAUAUCUAGACCUCAACUUUACGCCGUCGACAUCCUCGGCAUCCGCUCGCCCAUCCUCCACCUACUCCACGUCAACAACAUCAUCGCUGGCGCUCAGCGCCGCGUCACGGAAGAAGGGCCCUGCGGUAGCGCCCAAGAGAGGCGCCAAGAAGCUACAGUAUGUGGAGGCUCUGUACGACUACACCGCUCAGAGCGACGCCGAGCAUUCCAUGACGGAGGGCGAGCGCUUCGUGCUGGUCAAGGAGGAUUCCGGGGAUGGCUGGGCGGAAGUCGAGAAGGCUGGUGUGACGGCCAGUGUGCCUGCUAAUUACAUCCAGGCUGUGUAG
Molecule: messenger RNA, 2109 nt
Organism: Trichoderma breve
Lineage: Eukaryota; Fungi; Ascomycota; Sordariomycetes; Hypocreales; Hypocreaceae
Product: fes/CIP4, and EFC/F-BAR homology domain-containing protein
Exons: 5
Coding region: 1-2109 (702 amino acids)
Biological process (GO): regulation of actin filament polymerization
Molecular function (GO): protein binding
Source: RefSeq, a predicted model, not a curated record